Messenger RNA from Ooceraea biroi (clonal raider ant), 1025 nucleotides. RefSeq names its product ribosome biogenesis protein TSR3 homolog. The record is from RefSeq and is a predicted model, not a curated record. Gene Ontology annotation, molecular function: rRNA small subunit aminocarboxypropyltransferase activity. Gene Ontology annotation, biological process: maturation of SSU-rRNA. Lineage: Eukaryota; Metazoa; Arthropoda; Insecta; Hymenoptera; Formicidae.
UUCGACGUGUGAUGGCGCGCAAGAAAUGCAGACAGAUGUCCAUGAGUAUCAACGUGCGAGAAGGUAAAUAAUUGGAGUCAAAUUUCGCUGAAUGCUUAUAAGGAAAACGUUACGUUCCAAAUACCCGAAAAAUGUCGGCGCGCGGAAAGAAGAACAAAAACAAGAGCAAAUUAUUGGAAAAAAGACCGCGACAUGUUCUUUGCAAGGAGCAAAGAUACUCGCAAGAGAUGGACAGAGGAUCUGACAAGGAUGAUGAAGCAGAAUCAGCAAACGAAUGGGUAAUUCCGUUUCCGGUGGCUAUGUGGGACAUGGAGCACUGCGACCCAAAAAAGUGCAGUGGCAGAAAACUGGCAAGGCAUGGCUUGAUAAAAGUACUGCGACUAGGUGCUCGAUUUCCAGGCUUGUGUCUCACUCCGAUUGGCAAGAAGUGUGUGAAUCCAACUGAUCGCGAAAUUGUACAAGAAUACGGUUGCGCGGUUGUGGAUUGCAGUUGGGCACGCCUGGACGAUACUCCGUUCAAUAGAAUGAAGACGCCCCAUCCUCGUCUCCUACCAUUUUUCGUCGCUGCUAAUCCAAUAAAUUAUGGGAAACCUUGCGAAUUGAGUUGCGUCGAAGCUAUAGCAGCUACUUUAUUCAUAACUGGUUAUCCUGACGAGGCCAAACUCUAUCUCGGGAAGUUUUCUUGGGGACACUCGUUCUUGGAAUUAAACAGUGAAUUAUUGGAAAGCUAUGCUCUUUGCGCAAAUAGCGAAGAAGUGAUUACAGUACAAGAAAAGUUUCUAGAGAAAGCCAGACAAGAAAGACUGGAUAGGCUUGCGCUUCCUGAUUUUCCACAAAGUGAUACGGAUUCUGAAGAGCGGGAAGAAGACAAGGACGAGGCUACAAAAGUAACUAAAGAUAUAGCUGAUAUAAAGAUAUAAGAUGCAAUUAUUAAUUAGAGAUAUCUUAUACAAAGUCAAGUAGUACAAAAAUUUGUACAUAUGCAAACCUGUAUAUUUGGAAUAAUAUUUUGUUGAAUUAUUUAA